Phascolarctos cinereus (koala) is the source of this 3438-nucleotide messenger RNA. It is a transcript of the gene FAM163B, whose product is annotated as family with sequence similarity 163 member B. NCBI's taxonomy places the organism in Eukaryota, Metazoa, Chordata, Mammalia, Diprotodontia, Phascolarctidae. The record is from RefSeq and is a predicted model, not a curated record.
CCUCACAAACUCUCAGGCUGGAGGAGACGGCAGCGGCUGCUGCGCGCGCUCCUCGCCCGGGACUGGGACUGGGCUCGAGCUGUGCGCGUGCCGCUCGCUCGCUCUCCCGGAGCCCGGGCUAGCCUCGGAAAGAGCAGAAGCAGCGGCCGCUGCAGGGAGCUGCAAAGGGGGGGGCAGGAGGCGGGAGAGAAUCCGAGAAGCCGCGCGGCUGCAACCAGACUGGUCUUGGCGGGAGCGGCUGCUCCUAGCGACCGGCGGGACGGCGCGAAGCGGCCCCAGGCCAGCCGGGCCCAUCACGUGCAGCCGCUUCGGACGCGCCGAGGCGCUGCUCACAGGGGACGUGGAGAGCCCGGGUCCUCCCCUGAGGGCAGCGGCCGUUCCCAUGGUGAAAGGCAGUUAAUGGAGAAGAGGGCGAAUGACAGCCGGGACUGUGGUCAUCACAGGUGGAAUAUUAGCAACAGUUAUUUUGCUCUGCAUCAUCGCAGUCCUAUGUUACUGUAGGCUUCAGUAUUACUGUUGCAAGAAAGAUGAGUCAGAAGAGGAUGAGGAAGAGCCUGACUUUGCUGUCCAUUCUCACGUCCCACCACUCCACUCCAACCGAAACAUCGUACUGACUAAUGGGCCCUCCCUCUAUCCAUCUUCCUCCUCAUCUUUCAACCAGAAAUCCCCCCAGUGUCACGCUGUCUGCCCCAGCUGCUCCCACUAUGAACCACCAACCUUCUUCCUUCAGGAACCUGAGGAAGUUCGAAAUGGCGGGGAGCACAUCAACUAUAAAAACAUCAGCCAGGAAGACAUAGAGCUGCCAGUGACCUUUGGCGGACUCCAGGCCCUCAACCCCAACCGCCUCUCUGCCAUGCGGGAAGCCUUCUCCCGAAGCCGUAGCAUCAGCACUGAUGUCUGAGCCCCAUCCUAACCCCCUGCUCUGGCUCUGCGAAAGGAGCACUGAACCGGGAACUGAGAUCUGGGUUCUAGACGCAGCUUUGCCACCAACUCGCUAUGUGACAGCGGGCAUGUCGUGGCCUCAGUUCCUUUACCUGCAAAAAGAGGGGAUUUGACUAGAUGGUAUGUAAGGUUCCUUUCAGCUCCGUCAUUCUUUGACUUGGAAGCCUUCAGUCCAUCCUCUGGACAUUGAAAAACAGUUUGGCCCCUGGGGAAUCCACCAGGGGGUCUGACUGAGAGAGCUUCUGAGAUGAUGAAUGUAUUUUGUUAGUUCACUGAUCUAACCAGUCAUUCAGUCAAUCAGCAAACUAUUUUCUGAGCCCUUACUGUGUUUCCAGCUAUGUGUUAGGCACUGUAAAGGGCACACACACACACACACCAACACACACACACACACACACACAAGAAAACGCAUUCCCUGCCCUCCAAAAGUUGACAGUCUAGUUGGAGAGGCAGGGCACAUGACAAUAUAACUAACAGAAGCAGGCAGUCUAGUCUGAGUUUCAUACCCAAUGAGGAGUGCAAACCAUAGGAAGAUAAGAGGAGGAAAAGGUCCCCGUGAUAUGGGGCAGUCAGGCAGGAAAGGUCAUCAUUUAAGGAUGAGCCUCAGAAACAAAAGUGGUUAAAUUCCAGCUAAGAGAUGACAGUCAUAGAGAGUAGCUAUGGGGUAUGAGGAUGGGGGAGGGGAAACUGAAGCAUUAAGGUAGUUUAAGCCAUUACCUCCAUUUUAUUAGAAAUUUUGGUACCAGGCUGUCUCUGGCUCCCAGAACUGCCUGAGUGUCACCACACCGAGUGAGUGGCUUGUCUCAUAUAUCAAAUGGCUGCCUGAGGUCGGAAGGUCUUGGUACUGGCAGUUAGAAAUGUAUAGCCUCCUCCAGCCUCCGAUGGGCAUGAGGCAUUCCUUUUAUCAUUAUCUCCCCAUCUUCUUGGAACCCUAGCUCUCUUUGGAUCCAAAGUAGUUUCUGGCCUUGUAUGACAGCAUCGGUGGAAAGGGAGCAGGAUGCAGGAGGAAGGAGAGAAUAAGCAUAAGGAUAUUAAAAUACCACCUAAUUUGUAAUCGAUAAUAAUGACAAGUAUGACUCUUGUCUUGCCCCUACAUACAGAGACACACACAAAAAUAAAAUAGUGCUUUAAAAAAAAGUGACUCAAAUUUGCCCAAAGACUUCCUAAGUCAUGCAUGCACACACACACACACACACACACACACACACAUAUACACACACCCAGGUUUCCUUGGGAAAAAUGAGAUGGGCUCUUGUUGGUUGACAUAGCCGCCACUCUGCCGAACAGUCUUUGGAGUUUAAGUCAUUGUCCCAGAUGCCAGAAACCAUUCUGGCCCAUUCUCCUGCCUCCCACCCACCUUCCACAUUGAACACUGAUCUGCAGGCGUAAACAACAGGAUCUACUCCAAAUUGUCUCUCAACAGAUCCCAAUUCCAACAAUUUCCUCCCCAAGUAUUUUUAACCUCAACACACACCAACACCCAACAUCCUCCAUGUCGAGGGGAAGAAAGAAAUCUGUUUUAAUAACAUCUAAUAUACUGAUUAGAGAAAUCCCCCUAAUCCUAAUGAUGGGCCAGUCACUUAAGCUCCAGUGAAAGCAGCCAUUUGUAUAAGUCUCCAAUCAAUUUCUGUUUAGUAAAAGGCAAUAUUUACUCUUUGGUGGCAUUUUGUUAAACUAUAUUUUUUGAAAAGAUACAGGAAACUAGACUCCCUGGAAAACCUGUGUCCUCCAAGCUUCUCUCUGGAUGCCCGCAGUUCUGUCUCUGGCUCAAGCCAGUCUAUUGAGAGACAAUUUCCUUUUCCCCUUCAAGACUACGCUGCCCAGGAUUUGGGGAAGACAGUCUGCUCACAAGCAGAGAAGAAGGCACUUCUCACUGAACUCUCGAUUAAAACUUCUACUUAGAAGACAAAGGGCAAAUUUUAAACAGUUGUGGUUGGUUUAUAAAUAUUGUGUGUACUGUGACGAGAUAUUUCCCUGUCUUUCCUGGAAGGCUUUUAAUUCCACACAGAAGAGGUUUCGAAGGACAUGAAAGAUUCACCACUUUUGGUAUUCUUGAUUUUCUUUCUUCUCCUCCUUCUGCCUUGGUCUAUAGUACAGUCGAUUUGCCCAGUUAAUCCAUCCCUGAAUGGGGCAAGUAGUCAGUAAAGCUUUGGUGUGAGUAUGGGAUGUGCGAGUGGGGAUGGUGUUCUUAGUGGUCUGAUGUCAUAACAGGAGCUCAAACCAAACUCUUACUUUGUACAGUUCUUAUCUGAAGUUGGUUCUGUUGCAUUUGACUUUGGGGGGAGGGGUCGGGGGGGCAAUUUCGUGUGGCUGUUGUCUUUCUAUUUUCCUGUUUCCUUUUCCUAUCUAUACAUAACUAUAAAACAUAUAUACAUAUAUAGCUUUGAAAUGAAACGAGACAGGCAGCUUAACUUCACAGAGGUGGACUGCUGAACGGGACUGACUCAUGGGCCCACUGAGAAAAACAAAAGGAAAUAAACUUUAUCUUUGACAUUA